Messenger RNA from Lachancea dasiensis, 1776 nucleotides. Lineage: Eukaryota; Fungi; Ascomycota; Saccharomycetes; Saccharomycetales; Saccharomycetaceae. The record is from the annotation of a GenBank genome assembly.
AUGCCCAUAGGCCGGUUCUUGAGAAUUCCCCCAGCACUUCGAAGACCUAUUUCCUGUAUCCCUCAUAGAGCUUUUGUCACAAUGGUGAGCGAAAACGUGAAUGCCAGCACCAAAGUGGAAACGGUGCCCGCAGCGAAGAGACCUGUUGCUGAAGAUAGUGUCGCCAAUCGCAGGCCAGUAAAAACACGAAAGAUCAAACUAAGAAAGUAUAAGGCCAAGAAAGUCGAUGAAACUUCUCCUCUGGGUGUUCUACAAUUCGAAAUCGACGGGCUGAUAGCUAAGGAAGGCCUAACGAAGGAUGAGAUCAGAAACGAUAUGGUGGCCGUUCUCAAUCAUAAGGACGAAAACGGUGAGCCUGUAGCUCUGAGAUAUCAUCGGGAGGUAUCAGAUGUACAGGUUCUCCAAAUCGGCGCAAGUGGGGACGGAAUGGCGAUUGUUCGUAACCCAGUGGAGACUAACAAAAAACAAGUGGUAGUGAUUCCUUUUGCUUUGCCAGGGGAUUUGGUAAAAAUAAGGGUGUUCAAAACUCAUCCGGCUUAUGUGGAAGCUGACUUGCUUGAGGUCACUCAGAAGUCGCCCCUGAGGGACGAUGAUCUGAUCAAGUGUAAAUAUUUCGGAAAAUGCGCAGGUUGUCAAUUUCAAUCUUUGACCUAUGAGGAGCAGUUGAAAAUCAAAAGAGAUACCGUGGCCAAUGCGUACAAAUAUUUUGCGCCCAAACUGUUGGCGAACAACUUGUUACCGAUUAUAGGAGACACCAUCCCGUCCCCCAAAAUGUUCGACUACAGAACAAAACUUACCCCACAUUUCGACAUGCCAAAGAAAGUGCAUAAGCUAGAGGACAGGCCUCCACUUGGGUUUGGCCAAAAGGGCAGACCCAGCUGGAGAAAUAAUUCUCCAGGCGGCAUCAAAAGUAUAUUAGAUAUUGAGGAGUGCGUUAUUGGUACUCAGAUUCUCAACCAAGGGCUGGCUAACGAGAGGAAAAAAUUCGAACGCGAGUUCAAAGAUUAUAAGCGCGGUGCCACGAUUCUGCUUAGGGAAAACACCCGAGUUUUGGAUUCCACUCAAAGCGUGGAAGAACAGUUAGGGGAGGCGUCUCAAGAUAUAGAUACAGGAAAGACUUCCUUUGUUCAAGUAACGGAAGGCAGGCCCUUAGCCAAGACGUGCGUCACAAACUCAAGGCAGGUGAUCACCGAACACAUCAAUGGGUAUACGUUUGAAUUUUCCGCCGGAGAGUUUUUUCAAAACAACAACAGUAUUUUGCCGCGUGUCACCGAGUAUGUCUGCAGCAACUUGCAGAUCCCAAACUCGACGCCAGGUGAACCACACUAUCUGGUAGACGCUUAUUGUGGCUCCGGGCUGUUCAGUAUUACGGCCUCGAAGGGCGUGGACAAAGUCAUCGGUGUAGAAGUCUCCGCAGACUCCGUGCUGUUUGCCGAAAGAAACGCCAAGAACAACGCCGUGGAAAACUGUCAGUUUGUGGUUGGCAAAGCGGAGCGCAUAUUCGCCUCGAUCGACACCCCAAACGAUAGGACCUCGGUGAUACUGGACCCUCCUCGCAAGGGAUGUGACGACGUUUUUCUCAACCAGCUGGCUGAUUACAAUCCUGCCAGGAUCGUCUACAUAUCCUGCAACGUGCAUUCUCAGGCGAGAGAUAUGCAAUAUUUCUUGCAAGAGACCGAAAAGGGCAAGCAGUACAAAGUCGAAAGUUUGAGAGGCUUUGAUUUUUUCCCGCAGACCCACCAUGUCGAAAGUGUAUGUGUCUUAAGUAGAGUGUAG